Molecule: messenger RNA, 531 nt
Organism: Aspergillus ruber CBS 135680
Lineage: Eukaryota; Fungi; Ascomycota; Eurotiomycetes; Eurotiales; Aspergillaceae
Exons: 1
Molecular function (GO): catalytic activity
Source: RefSeq, a predicted model, not a curated record
UCCAGGCCCUGUUUGGUUGCAGGGGAUUUCAAUCUCCACCAUUCAUCCUGGCAGACCAAUACAAUCAACUCAGCAGGAGCAGAGCAUUUCCUGCAAUGGGUAGAUCAUCAGGGGAUGACCUUGAUGCUUGAGCCAAACACCCCAACACAUGAUAGCAACACCAUUGACCUUGCAUGGGCCAAUAGGCCUCUGGUCUGCCUAGGAACACACACAGAGCCAACACCAGGAUUCCCAGUCCUAGCAGACCACACAGCUCUGUCCACAACUGUCCAUUGGCACCCUAUCAACAACACAAAGCCUGUGCCGCCCCUCCGAAUGGCCACUAUGCAGGAAGACAUCUUUCAUUCAGUCAUCCACAAGGAAGCAACAGCUUUGGGCAAACCACCACCAGCACAGCAAGACCUCACACCUGAAGCUUUAGACCAUUACACUUCUGCAAUCACACAAGCAAUCACAAAUGCCCUGGAAGCAUCCACAAAAAGAGCCCAUGCUCACCCAUCAGGUCAUAGAUGGUGGAACAAGGACUGCCAG